AUGAUAAUGUUUUAUUGCACGAACACAAAACCAGGGUCGCCGUACUCUGCCGACGCCUAUUACAAUGGACACCUGGAAGGUCUGCUUCAGCACAAACUGGAGAAGUUCAAGGAGAUCAUGCUGUCGGGGUACCGGAGUCUGGGCAUCCGCGUCAUGGAUCCUCUGGACGUCCCCGACGCCGACAUGUCGCCCAUCUUAGGGGGAGACAUCUUCACUUUCCAGCUAUCGCAGAUUCAGGUGCGCCACCUGUCGACGUACGUGGUGACCCGGUUGGCGGCGCUCGUCAAGGACUCCAAGGUGUACCUGACCUUUGAGGUGCCCAGGGUGACCGCCACGAUGCGCUACAACGUUACGGGCUCUCUCUUCGAAGUGUUUCCCCUCAAGGGCGACGGUCAGUGCGACCUGGCGUACAGCAACGUCACUGUGAGUGCCGUCGCUCACCUCAAGACGAGCAAGGGCAAGUUUCAGUUCACCAACUUCGAAGACGCCAGUGUGGACUUCGAGACGGACCAAGUGCUGGUCCCACACGUUACACCUGGUUCCCUCACGGGUCUGGGAAGCCAGGUGGGCAGGGUAAUCUUCUGGACAUUGGCCAAACAAGUCGACCGCACGCUUCCGGACAACCUACUGCGCUACCUCAACGACGCGCUGGAACGGGCACCCCGACCGAUUGCCGGUCAAGUUCAUCAGUGA
Messenger RNA from Ixodes scapularis (black-legged tick), 693 nucleotides. RefSeq lists its product as uncharacterized. The transcript has 4 exons. NCBI's taxonomy places the organism in Eukaryota, Metazoa, Arthropoda, Arachnida, Ixodida, Ixodidae. The record is from RefSeq and is a predicted model, not a curated record. Bases 1 to 693 code for a protein of 230 amino acids.